Naegleria fowleri is the source of this 1494-nucleotide messenger RNA. RefSeq lists its product as uncharacterized. Gene Ontology annotation, biological process: 'de novo' UMP biosynthetic process; 'de novo' pyrimidine nucleobase biosynthetic process. The coding region runs from base 1 to 1494 and encodes 497 amino acids. NCBI's taxonomy places the organism in Eukaryota, Heterolobosea, Eutetramitea, Acrasida, Naegleriidae. The record is from RefSeq and is a predicted model, not a curated record. Gene Ontology annotation, molecular function: orotate phosphoribosyltransferase activity; orotidine-5'-phosphate decarboxylase activity. The transcript has a single exon.
AUGUCCGAUAUGAAUGGUUUGCAAAGCUUGAAGGAAGAAUUGGUCCAACAAUUGUGUGAGAUUGGAGCUUUAAAGUUUGGAAAGUUUACCUUAAAAUCUGGAAUUGUUUCUCCUUUUUAUGUGGAUUUAAGAAUUAUUCCGUGCUAUCCUAAAAUGUUGGCUCAAAUUUCAGAGCUGUUUUACAAUCUGAUGACUGAAAGACAAUUGGUGGCGAAUAUGGAUAAAAAGGUCAUUUGUGGUGUACCAUACUCUGCAUUGACAUUUUCAUCAUGCAUGUCUGUGUCACAUAACUUGCCAAUGGUUAUUUGCAGAAAAGAAAGAAAGCAAUAUGGAACAGGAAACAUGGUUGAAGGUGUCUUUGUCAAGAAUGAAACCAAUUGUUUGUUAAUUGAGGACGUCAUCACAAGUGGCGCAAGCAUAAUGGAAACAGCAGAAAAGCUUGAGAAUGAAGGAUUAAUUGUCACAGAUGCCCUUGUAUUUUUGACAAGAGAACAACUACCAUUUGCAAAUAAUAUGCAUGUCUUGAAGAAGGGUGACAAGGAGUAUCGAGUCCAUCCAUGCUUGACCAUGUCAGAAGUGUCACAAAUCUUUGUGAAACUUGGCAAAAUGACUCAAGAAACACGUGAGGAAAUUCUCACUUUCAUUGCAAACAACAAAUUCCCACAAGAAACUCAGCAACCACAAGCUCCAAAAAAGAAGGAACUCAGCUUUGGAGAGCGAGCUCAGUUAUCUAAUAACGAAUUUUCUAAGAAGCUAUUUACUUUGAUGGAACAAAAGCAAACAAAUUUGUGUAUUGCUGCCGAUAUUACCAGUAAGCAAGAUUUAUUGAAAUUGGCGGAGGAGUGUGGUUCUGAAAUUUGCAUGUUGAAAACUCAUGUCGACACUUUGGAUGAUCAACCUGAUGAAGAGUUUACCAAACAGCUCAAGGCACUUGCUGAAAAGCACAACUUUUUAAUUUUUGAAGAUCGAAAGCUCGCUGAUAUUGGAAAUGUCGUCAAGCAACAAUAUGCAAGAGGGCCAUUCAAAAUCGCUCAAUGGUCAGAUCUUUGUAAUGCUCAUAUGGUGAGUGGUGGUUCAUCUCUGGUCAAGGCUCUCAAAGAGGCUUUGAAAGAAGAAUCGAUCAAUGAGGAACGAGGUUUAUUAUUAAUUGCCCAAAUGAGUACUGAAGGAGCUACCACGAAUGAAUCAACCCAACAAGAGGCAUUACGUGUUGCACUUGAACAUCCAGACUUUGUGAGUGGUUUUAUUUGCCAAAGCAAACUCAGGGAUGACUUAGAUCAAUUUUUGUAUUGCACUCCAGGAGUGAGACUUGACGUUAAGGGAGAUUCCCUUGGACAACAAUACAACUCCCCAGAAUAUGUGGUGUGUGAAAAGAAGUGUGACGUAAUUAUUGUAGGAAGAGGUAUUUAUCACGAUAAGGAUCGCAAGGGAGCUGCUCAGCUCUAUAGAAAACUUGGAUGGGAUGCUUACUUGAAGAGAUUAAAUCAUCAAUGA